AUGUGCAGAAAAAAUGAAGUACUGAGCCUCCGGUGGAAGAAUCUCCCCCAAAGCCUCACGCGACCGAGAACUGCCGACCCUAGUGUGUCCUAUGGCGUCCACAAGCUGGAAGGACGGAAGACAGACUGGAAUGGCAACGAUUACAUUUUCCCAGCACUGUCCAAGAUAUUGAAGAGUAUGUCUGGGCAGGCAUUCAUUACCUUGCUCAACUCAGCUGUACGAGAUCUAAAUCGUAAUGGAGUGUCAACGCGUGGGUACAUUCGACAGCAAUGGCGCGAUAUAUGCUUUACUUUUCACACUAUCCGUCGCGCUGGUGUGCAGUACAAAUUUAUGUUUGCGCCACCAGAAGGACUGUGGUCACUGCGGAUGGUGAAGUGGUGGGCCGGAUGGACACAAAAUGAGUCGGCGGAGACUCUAGUGCGUUAUUUACUUGACCAAGCCGCUACGGACGAAGACACCCAGCUGGCGGACUGCGUAGCCCCUGAUCGUGAUGCGCAUGUAGGCUACUGGAAAGACAUGUACAAAAUGUAUUCAAAUGCUGACGCAGCUCGCCACUUAUUCAAGCCUGUCAGUACAUGGACAACGGUGGAGAGAAAGAAAAGUGGUGCUUUACCUAGUCGCCUGAGUGCAGGUUCGAUCGUGAACGUUCUCACAAUUGAUACGCUAGCCAGAUGCAUUCGCCUUGACAAAAAAAAACGGGUCGUAAAAUCUAAGGACGCUUAUCUGUAG
Phytophthora infestans T30-4 is the source of this 729-nucleotide messenger RNA. RefSeq lists its product as uncharacterized. Bases 1 to 729 code for a protein of 242 amino acids. NCBI's taxonomy places the organism in Eukaryota, Oomycota, Peronosporomycetes, Peronosporales, Peronosporaceae. The transcript is spliced from 5 exons. Gene Ontology annotation, molecular function: DNA binding. The record is from RefSeq and is a predicted model, not a curated record.